ACGUCGCUACGUCUCUACGUCACUCUCCUGUCCAGCCCUUCUGUGUGCGUGCACAGCUUCAGCCCAGAGUCACAGUCAUCAUGGCGUCCUUAUCAAUGGCCCCGGUCAACAUCUUCAAACAUGGAGCUGAUGAAGAGAAAGCUGAGACUGCACGACUGUCGUCUUUUGUGGGUGCCAUUGCCAUUGGAGAUCUGGUGAAGAGUACAUUGGGUCCAAAAGGCAUGGAUAAAAUCUUGCUGGGUGGAGGAAAAGGCGGCACAGUGACUGUUACCAACGACGGAGCAACCAUCCUGAAAGCCAUUGGAGUCGAUAACCCAGCUGCCAAAGUUCUGGUUGACAUGUCCAAGGUCCAGGAUGAUGAAGUUGGCGAUGGGACAACCUCCGUCACAGUGCUGGCUGCAGAGCUGCUGAGGGAAGCAGAGCUUCUGAUUGCCAAGAAGAUUCACCCACAGACCAUCAUCUCUGGGUGGAGGAAGGCAACCCAGACAGCCAGAGAGGCUCUGAGGGAGGCAGCGGUGGACCACAGCAAUGACCCAACUCGUUUCCAGGAGGACCUCCUCAACAUUGCCCGGACCACACUGUCCUCCAAACUGCUGACUCACCACAAAGACCACUUCGCCCAGCUGGCUGUAAAUGCCGUAAUGAGACUGAAAGGCUCAGGAAACCUGGAGGCCAUCCACGUCAUUAAGAAGCUGGGGGGAAGUCUCACCGACUCAUACCUGGAUGAAGGUUUCCUGUUGGACAAGAAGAUUGGAGUGAACCAACCUAAGAGGCUGGAGAACGUCAAGAUCCUGAUCGCCAACACUGGCAUGGACACAGACAAGAUUAAGAUCUUUGGCUCCAGGGUUCGUGUCGACUCCACAGCGAAGGUUGCAGAGAUUGAACUUGCUGAGAAAGAGAAGAUGAAGGAGAAGGUCGACAGGAUCCUGAAACAUGGGAUUAACUGCUUUAUCAACAGACAGUUGAUCUACAACUAUCCAGAACAGCUGUUUGCUCAGGCCGGCGUCAUGGCCAUCGAACACGCAGACUUUGCUGGUGUGGAGCGUCUCGCAUUGGUCACUGGUGGUGAGAUCACAUCCACCUUCGACCAUCCCGAGAUGGUGAAGCUCGGUCACUGCAAACUGAUUGAGGAGGUGAUGAUCGGAGAGGACACACUUAUCCACUUCUCUGGAGUCGCCAUGGGUGAGGCGUGCACUGUUGUCCUACGAGGAGCAACUCAGCAGAUUUUGGAUGAGGCAGAGCGUUCACUGCAUGACGCUCUGUGUGUAUUAGCACAGACUGUGAAGGAGCCACGCACUGUGUAUGGAGGAGGCUGCUCCGAGAUGCUGAUGGCGAAGGUGGUGACUGAUCUGGCCAAUAGAACACCAGGAAAGGAGGCAGUUGCCAUGGAGUCAUUCGCCAAAGCUCUGAGGAUGCUUCCAACCAUCAUUGCAGACAACGCCGGUUACGAUAGCGCUGAUCUCGUGGCUCAGCUGAGAGCCGCACAUCAGGAGAACAAGACCACUUUUGGACUGAACAUGUCUGAGGGCACAGUGGGCAACAUGGCAGAGCUGGGCAUCACAGAGUCGUUCCAGGUGAAGCGUCAGGUGCUGCUGAGCGCAUCUGAGGCCGCAGAGAUGAUCCUGAGAGUUGACAACAUUAUCAAAGCAGCACCCAGGAAGAGAGUUCCUGACCAUCACCCCUGCUAGAGGAAGAGGAUCAGUGUUGUUAUUUAUCACGUCUGUGUCGCUCAAAAUAAAGAAAAACUCCGUUUUUUUUUCCAUGUUGUUCUCCCAUUCUGGAAGCACUGCACAGGCUAGCUAGCUAACACUAGUUAACCAUUAGACACAGCUAACCUGUGGCUCUACUAAUGCUAGCACCUGGAAAUAGACAGAGACAGCAGAAACAGUAUCUUACUGUGAAACUGACUUAAAAUGUUCCACUAACAUUAGCUGAGUUCACAAGACAUGCUGGAGUCUGGUUAAGCUAAUGUUAGCCAGUUAGCGGCCAUGUUGCUGAGAAACAAAGUUUGGACGUUGCCUGUUUUGUUUACUGAAAAUAAUAAAUGAAUCCUCAUCAGUAAA
This is a messenger RNA of Sphaeramia orbicularis (orbiculate cardinalfish), 2063 nucleotides long. It is a transcript of the gene cct2, whose product is annotated as chaperonin containing TCP1, subunit 2 (beta). The transcript has 16 exons. Gene Ontology annotation, molecular function: ATP-dependent protein folding chaperone; ATP binding; ATP hydrolysis activity. Gene Ontology annotation, biological process: protein folding. Bases 81 to 1688 code for a protein of 535 amino acids. NCBI's taxonomy places the organism in Eukaryota, Metazoa, Chordata, Actinopteri, Kurtiformes, Apogonidae. The record is from RefSeq and is a predicted model, not a curated record. Gene Ontology annotation, cellular component: cytosol; chaperonin-containing T-complex.